ACUUUCCUCCUCACUCUCUCCCUCGUUUCUCCUCACUCCUCUAACUCUCCGCAGGUCUGUGGGAUGUUCAGUGGGGUUUCUCGAAGCUGUGGGGAGGUUUAGCUCGGCCGGACUGCGCUCUCUCUCUGUGGUUCUGCGGGUUAUGUGGGUUUGAGUCGGUCAGUGAUGGCCUGCAGCGGGUUUUCUGUGUUAGCUCUUGUGUUUUUGUGGAGUUUUUGUGGAAGUCCAGCAGCUUCUCAGCAGCACCGACACGGCAACAAGAACUGGUGUGCCUUUAUCGUGCAGAAGAACGUGAGCUGCGCAGUUCAGGCGGGUUUGGAAGUUCCCGCAGAGGCUGCUCCCUGUCCCAUGAACCAGCCGGACUGCCAGCACCAGAUGAGGUAUCGGACCCAUUUUCGACCCACUUACAAGAUUUCGUACAAGACUGUUACUGAGCUUGAAUGGAGAUGUUGCCCAGGGUACCAAGGUCUGGACUGCAAAGAGCUGAAAGGAACACCGAAUAGACAGACGUUGGUUGAACAUCAGCCUCAGUCUCACCCUCAGCCUCGACACACUGGAUACACAAGAAAUGCACAAAGGGCAGAGCGAAGAGAGACAGGGCAAUAUUACAGCCACCACAGAACUGAGAAAACCCGUCAGCUUGAGGAAGACGUGCAGCGCCUUUCCCAAACAGUGCUGGAUCUUCAAUCAGCCAUGACUAACAUGGCUUCUAAUCUGAGGACCGACCUUCAGGAGGACACCAGCAAAAUGCUGUCCACUCUCCUCAACAACAUGGGUGUACCUGAUAGCGCCAGAGCAGGAGGCACUGAAGAAAGCGCAGCACAUCUGGACGGGCACCAGGCCACUAGGGGUCUCACUCAAGGAGAAAGGGGCAUGGAGGAAGUUCUUGCCAGGCUUGAUGAUGUGACGAAUGCUUUAAAAAGCAAAGAAGAUGUGAUUGAGGAGCUGCGUGACACAGUGACCGGACACAAUGGGCAGAUUCGAAUGCUCAUGGAUGCUUCUCAAGGGCCGGCGGUCACUCCUGGUGCCUCGACAGACAUCGAUAUCCUUCAGGCUUAUGUAGACAGCAAAUUUGAGAAGCUAAAGAAAGAACUGGUCGUGGACAUGGAAGAUCAGAUUAACAAGUUAAAGAGUGAAUGUGACGACCGGAUCCUGGCUCUUCAGAAAACAUGCGAAGAGGGCCAGGAAAGAACUUAUGCAAACCUUAGCAAACUAGUAGAACGCAAGGAGUCUGAGCUCAGGAAGGACAUUCGUGAGUUGCAAGUGAAUAUGGUCAUGUCGGAUGGAGUUGUACGCACUCAAAGGCAAACAGCUCUGCUGAAAGAUGAUGGUGAUCACAAUGAUCUAAGGCAGGCGCUUCAGCGAGUGGCGGACGCUCACCGAGUCCUUAAUGCUCGGGUGGACAAUGAACUGGCACAUUUGUCCAUGCUGCAGCUGGAAGACAUGUUUGGGCCUCGCAUAGAAGAGCUGGAGGCACGGAUGAACGUGACGGAAAAGAACGCAGAGACGUACUGCUUCUACGUGGAGGAGAAGCUAACCAAGGAACUUGCGGAUGAGAUAGCGAAGAUUCACGAGCUCAUGGAUGAGAAAUUGACUUCUAUGGAGGAUCAGUUCACGGCCAUGCUAGUUGAGAUGAGCAACAACUCCUUCCCAGGAAUGUUCAGCGAUUCCGUAGACGGUCUGCAAGUUCAGGUCAACUCCAACAAGUAUCUCAUUGAGGGAUUGGAGAACAAGUUGAGUGCCAUUGGGCAGGUAUGCUCAACGAACUGCAAACCAAGCCAAUCGAUUGAUCCUCAAAACCUGGGAGGUCUUGACACUAUUGUUAAGGAUGUCAAGCACUGUAGAAACAACCUGGAUGUCUUGAACACUGACGUGGAGCAAAAUACUGCAAAGCUUGUCGAAUUAGAGAGCAUUUUGGAACGCCUUUCCAUCGAGAACCAGCAAAACGUCGUCAGCAAACAGGACCUCAACAACAGGUUGAAACCUCUGACAGACAAUGUCGAUGGCCUGACUGGAGCUGUAACAGGGUUAGGAGACUCCAUCAGCAAGUUUAGCCAAGACCUUCUAGCUCUUAACUCCAGUUGCUGCCUACCAGGAAAUGUAGGUUUGGUCCAGAGACCAACAGGUUUACCUACUCUCUUUCACGGAACAGGCAAACCAAGUCCCAACCAGGUAGAGGAACUCCGAGACAGGCUAGACAAGCUCAGCUCCCAGGUGACGGCAGAGCUGAGCCUGUGUAAGCAGAAUGCAGCAGGCAUAGCUGAAGGUGUCUCCACAGUGAACGGAAGAGUGACUACCCUGGAGAAGUUGUGUGGGAAGCUGGAUGGUGAGACGAAUCAAAUUCAGGAAAUAAAAGAAGGGCUGAAGAGAGACUUGGCACAAUUGGGCUCUAUUCUGCAGACACAUUCUGGGGAGAUUGGAACCCUCCAGAACAACCUGCUCAACUUUCAGAAACAGUUCGCAACGCUCAAGGAUCAAACCAUGAAGCAACAAGGAAUGCCAGUAAGACAGGAGAGACCUGCUGUGGUCCCAGACUCUGGAACUCCGACCCAGUCUCGGAAUGUGCACAUCCCUGAGAUCCACAUCCCUCUGAUAAUAACCCACAGGACAGUGCCGGUAACACCUCGUCCUCCCCGUCCUCGUAUUCCUUACAUUCUUCAACCACAGCAGCCCAGCCGCCCUCAACAGCCCAGCCGCCCCCAACAGCCCAGCCGCCCAAGCCUGCAUCAGCCCGUCCACGAGGUUGGGGAGGCUGGACCCCCAGGCUGGAACAGCAGGACGUACGUCAGACGCGAGCGCGGAUCUGAGAAUUCUGGAAAGCCGAUGCAAGGAUUCGCUGGUGCACCAGGCUAUCCUCACGCCCGGCCUGUGGCAUAUAAACCAAAUCCAAUUGCAGUUUCUCAAGCCACAUGGAAUCCUGCACAAAGACUUGUCGCCACACCAGUUGCAUCAGAGAGAGACUCGUUUGUGGAGCCCUUCUCCUUCUCUGCCGCUCUCACAGAGCAGGCUUUCUCAGGGGACUUUGGCAUCAUCCGUUUUAACAGGGUGCUGGUCAAUGAUGGAGGACAUUAUGAUUCCCAAACAGGAGUCUUCACUGCGCCUGUAGACGGACGCUAUCUGGUCACAGCGGUCCUGAUGGCAGCGCGGCGUGAGCGAGUGGAGGCCGUGCUCUCCGUGUCCAACCGCAGCGUGCAGAAGCUGGACACCGCGGGUUACUCCGGGGCAAGCGGACACCUCGCUCCGCAGCCGUGUACGUGCGGAGGCUCCGCCUCCUUCAGCCUCAUCCUCCCGCUGCGGGCGGCCGACCGUGUGUCGCUGGUGCGGACGGCAGGAGCGCUGGCCAUCUCCGACGCCAAGGAGAUCCUCUCCACCUUCAGCGCGGUCUUCCUCUAUUCGCCUCAGGCCCGGAGAUAGCCUCCAGCCAGAGAGAGAAAAAGAGAGAGAGAGAGAGGUAUAGAAAGAGAGGAGGAUGCUGAAAGACUGUUAACACUAACUCUCGGCAGCCUGUUCCAAGUCGGGGUACACUGCAAGAAGAACAGCGCGCAGGCAUUUCUCAAACUUCUAGAUUGGUGACAAAUCUAAUUCUGACUUUUCCUUUAUUCAAAUGUUAGUCAAUAUAUGUUGCAUAUAUAUAUGUGGACUAUAAGGCGCACCCAAAAUCCUUUAAAUUUUCCCAAAAAAUCAGCAGUGUGCCUUAUAAUCUGGUGCUCCUUAUGUAUGAGUUCUACCAGUCAGGUAUUAAGGAACAGUAAAGCAACUCUACUGAUGUUCAGUGAAGUUUCUCCAGCACUAAGGCUGGGUGCAACAGCAGCAGCAUUAGCAUUAGCUGCUAACCGCAGUGCUAGCUGUUGCGCCGUUCAGAGGUGAGUAUAUUGGACUGGAACCCAUUAAAAGGGAAACACGGCAGCACCCUUGCUCACUUCAAUGUAGGCAUCCUUACUAGCAUCGCUCAAUAUGUUUUAUAAUCUGGUGCGCCUUAUGUAUGAAAAUACACCAAAAAAUAGUCGUUCAUUGAUAGUGUGCCUUAUAAUCCGGUACACCAAGAUCUUGCAUUGAUGAUUAUAGAGUCUUUGAUUAUUAUUAUUAUUAUUAUUAUUAUAGAGAAUUUGAUUUGUCUCCAGACUAUAAUAUUUGAGAAUGCCACAGUGACACUAGGGCUUCAUUUUAUAACGUCUGUUAGUUGUUAAAGCAGUAUUGGGCUUUGCUGUACUGAUAUCACACAAGGUAGCGAUAUGCAAAUGAGUACUUGAUUGCGAGUGUUGUUCUCCAUGCACCCGGACUGAAUCUCAAGCAUUCAGUCAGAUAAGAAGAUGAGAUGAUGUGGGUGUUUUAUUGAUUUUGGAAGCAUCACAUCACAGAUCGUAAUAAUGCUGAAUGCCUGAAAGUCUUCAUUCACCACCACCAAAAAUCCUCUGAUGCUUUUUACUAUUUCUAAUAUAGCGUCACUGUCCAAUAAAAAACACUUAUCUCCAAAACGAAAACUAUACAGGAGAGAACCCUUGUAAACUUUCAAGGGAAGUUAAUGUAAAAAUAGUUUAUUUAAGGUCAUUGUGAAGAGUUUCUAUUGGUUUGUCCAUCAAGAAAUUUUGGCACAGUGUAAGUGACAGUUUGUCUUUUCAAAUGAUGUAGUAAACUAAAAAUCGACAAAAA
Molecule: messenger RNA, 4650 nt
Organism: Astyanax mexicanus (Mexican tetra)
Lineage: Eukaryota; Metazoa; Chordata; Actinopteri; Characiformes; Acestrorhamphidae
Gene: emilin2a
Product: elastin microfibril interfacer 2a
Exons: 9
Coding region: 166-3414 (1082 amino acids)
Molecular function (GO): protein binding
Source: RefSeq, a predicted model, not a curated record